Molecule: messenger RNA, 3238 nt
Organism: Rana temporaria (common frog)
Lineage: Eukaryota; Metazoa; Chordata; Amphibia; Anura; Ranidae
Gene: MYLIP
Product: myosin regulatory light chain interacting protein
Exons: 7
Coding region: 77-1540 (487 amino acids)
Biological process (GO): ubiquitin-dependent protein catabolic process
Cellular component (GO): cytoskeleton
Molecular function (GO): ubiquitin-protein transferase activity; cytoskeletal protein binding
Source: RefSeq, a predicted model, not a curated record
GGGACUGUGUGAUUGGCCCCCACCAAUCCUUGUGCGGAGGUGGCUGCUCUCAGGCGCCUUCCUGCGCUCCCUCUACAUGCUCAUGUCUAUAGAGGGGGCACGGACACUGACCAGGGCUCUCCACAAUCCGGAGCCUUCUAUUAGCGGGCUCACCUAUCACAGGACUCGCCGAGACUACAGCGGAGGACUCCCUACUGAUACCAUGCUGUGCUAUGUGACGAGGCCGGAUGCGGUGGUCAUGGAGGUGGAGGUGGAUGCCAAGGCGAAUGGAGAGGACUGUCUGACCCAGGUAUGCAAGCGGCUGGGCAUUAUUGAAGUGGAUUACUUCGGCUUACAGUUCAGUGGUAACAAAGGAGAGAAUUUAUGGCUGAAUCUGCGAAAUCGAAUAUCUCAGCAAAUGGACGGCCUGGCUCCAUUUCGAAUGAAGUUAAGAGUAAAGUUCUUUGUGGAGCCCCAUCUCAUUCUCCAGGAGCAGACCAGGCACAUGUUUUUCUUGCACAUUAAAGAUGAUCUAUUGGCGGGUCGUCUCCAGUGUUCUCCAGAGCAGGCGGUAGAACUGAGUGCACUCCUGGCGCAGCUAGAAUAUGGCGAUUAUAAUCAGAACACUGCCCAAUACUGCUUCCAGAGUUUGUGCUCGAAGGAGCUUGGAACUGCCACUUUAGAUGGUAUUAUUGAGAAGCAUAAAGGUUUGGAAGAACUAAGCCAGGCAUCCGGAGAAUAUCAAGUUCUUCAGCUUGUGUCCACACUGGAAAACUAUGGGGUGGAGUGGCAUUCCUCGCGAGAUGCUGAGGGACAAAAGCUCAUUAUUGGAAUUGGCCCUGAGGGUGUAUCCAUUUGCAAAGAAGACUUCAGCUUGAUUAACAGGAUUACAUAUCCAGUGAUUCAAAUGGCAACUCAAUCGGGGAAGAAUGUAUACUUGACGAUAACGAAGGAGUCUGGGAAUAGUUUGGUUCUUCUUUUUAAAGUGAUCAGCACCAGAGCAGCUAGCGGUCUCUACAGAGCGAUAACGGAAACGCAUGCAUUUUACAGAUGUGACACAGUUACAAGCGCUGUUAUGAUGCAGUACAGCAGAGAUCUUAAGGGUCACUUGGCAUCUCUUUUCCUGAAUGACAAUAUCAACGUUGGAAAAAAGUAUGUAUUUGACAUCAAAAGGACAUCAAAGGAGGUCUACGACCACGCAAGGAGAGCCUUGUACAAUGCUGGCAUUAUGGAUCUGGUGCAAAGGAGUGACCAUAGUGAGCCGAGUUCUCCUCUAAAGUCAUCUGAAAGUUCUCUGAACUGCAAUAGCUGUGAGAGCCUCAGCUGUCAGCAAACAAAAGCCCUACAGGAGAAACUGAGGAAAUUGAAGGAGGCCAUGCUGUGCAUGGUCUGUUGUGAGGAAGAAAUCAAUUCUGCCUUUUGCCCAUGUGGGCACAUGGUUUGCUGUGAGGGAUGUGCCAAUCAAUUGCAGUCGUGUCCAGUAUGCAGAGCUUCAGUGGAUCAUGUACAGCAUGUCUAUUUACCAACACACACAAGCUUUUUAAAUCUGACUGUCAUUUGAGAGGCGAUGCCUAGGACACUUUAUAAACUGUAUCUAUGUAUAUUACAAAUGGACUUCACUACAAAGUGCUAAAACCAUCGAAUUUGCUACAACUAAAGAUAUUGAAGAUAAAACGCAUCUUUCUGCAGGAAGAAUGGAGAUGUGUUUUUUCUAGUUCAUUUUACUGUUGUAAAUUGGAAUUUUCUGUCGUUCUUUUACCCAAGUUAUUUUUAAGCUGAACAUAGCACAGAACCGUUCAGUGUGUGUACUCCAAAUUUUAAAAUGUUAGUGUUUUUUUUUUUUUUUUUUUUUAUGGUUUUCUUUUUCUAUCAAUGUGUGUUUUUUUUUUUUUUUGUGUGUCUCCCCCCCCAAAACUAGUCAUUUUUGUUGAUCAGAGAGACUUUUUUUUUUUCUCGUCGGCAUCCCUAGAGAUUGAUUUUCUAUGGCCCAUUCUGACUAAGGCUCAAAACUGCUCAUUCCAUGUUUAUACAACAUGUUCACUUUAAGGGCUAUGUUGGAAAAAUAAGGCUUGGGAUGUAUUUUUCCUUUUUAAUAAUAAAAAAAAUGCCAGUUUCCAUAAAUUCUCAUUAAGUCAUUAAGGACUUUCCCUUUUUGUUAUGCUAUUUUUUUUAAGUGAAAAUGCCAAAUUCAAAGUUUUAGAGUUGAGAUUCAACAAUUAUAAUUUACAUUUAACUGUCAAUUGGUUCUUUUUAUGCUAGAAUACUUUUAUUUUCCAUACAUUUAGAUUUUUGAAAGCUUUCAGCAAGUUUUUAUUUGAGUUGUCCCCCCCCCCCCCCCCCCUUCUGAAUAAUAUAUUUUUAACCAGUAUUAAAAUCUACUCCUAUAGAUGAGUAAAACAAUGCCUUUGAGUGUUAGAUUUUAUUUAAAAAUUAAUAGCUUUAGGUACUUUUUUUAGACUACUUAUUUUUUGUUUUUUUGCCACUAUACAGCAAAUGUAGAAUAGGUCAAAGAAUAGGAUAUAUAGAAAAGCGGGUGCUGGCUUUUAAAAUCUGCAGGGUAAACCUUUGCUUCACUUUUUAGAAUGCCACUUCGUUGAAAAAAAUGGGGUCAUUCAGUAUUUGUCCUCCUGCCCAUUUUAAAUAUGUACAGUUUUUGAAAGUUCUAUACACUAGUGUUCUGAAAAUUGUGUUAUUUUGUGUUCUUAAUCUUUUUCUUUGUCUUGUAUCCUGUCUUAACAUCCUGUUUCUUUAUAUCUUGGGCAUUAUGGUUAUCUAGAAGUUCAUUAUCUGUGUGCUUUGCAGUCUUCUUUUGGUAAAACUAGAAUGUUGUAAUGAGCCAGACUCUUGCCACUGCAAAACCAUGGAAGCAUUUAGCACCAGUAUAGUAAACUCUAGAUGGCCAUUGUGGUGCAAUACCCAGCUUAAUAGGGGGAAAAAAGCUGGGAAAAUACUGUCACUUUAUGGAAAGAUGUUCUUUAUACCUUUCUUGUUGCCUUAAUGUAGCAGUAAUUUGUUCCUUAUGCAUUUUGUUUCUUUGCACAGACAUUUUUGUCAAAACUAAUUAGAAGAUUGCUCUACUUUUUUAUGGCACAUUGUUGUACAGCCUCAGUUUCCAAGAGGUAUUUAUUUUUUCACUUGGUAAAGAAAAAAUGGAUUUUGCUUCCACAUUCAGCACUGGGGUAACUUCCUGUAUAGUGUGUUAGACAAUAUUUUUGUCUUUUUAUAUUUGGUAAAAUAAAGUAUUUCUGAAAAAAAAAAA